Molecule: messenger RNA, 879 nt
Organism: Symbiodinium sp. CCMP2456
Lineage: Eukaryota; Dinophyceae; Suessiales; Symbiodiniaceae
Source: the annotation of a GenBank genome assembly
GUGAAGCGCUCAGGCAAGAACAUCGAGAGGCUCCACUACCUAGGUAAUCCAUGGGAGCCGCCCGGCGUGCUCGCAGCGCCAGCGCUGAUGGUCUUGGCACCGGACUCUCAGGAGUUUGCAGGUGCGAAGGACGUCAACGCGAGAUACUGCAAGCAGAUGGAGGUUGCCAUAGGUCUGGGAAGCCACUACAACAUGCUGCAGGGCGAGCAGGCCGUGGUCCAGGCUGGCAUCGUCCAGCAGUUCUGGCGGAGGAUGUCGAAGACUAGUGGCCGCAGCAAAACCGUUGUGCUGAGGUCCGGUGACGCCGGUGCAGCACGCAUCUAUGCAGUUCAUGGCCUUGAUGGCGAUGUCAUGAGCGAUGGCUCGUCCUAUGCCACAUUGGCCAAGCACCUCGAUCAUUGCAGGGUCUGUGCGCUGGUGUAUGAGGAAGAGGCAUAUGCCUGCGAUUCGGUGCCGGCGCUUGCAUCCUGCUACAACCGUCGGGUCUUAGAUGAUGCCAGAAAGAACGGUGACGUCUCGGACGCGAAUCCCAUCAUUGUCGCAGGCUACUCCUACGGCUGCGUGGUGGCCCACCAGAUGGCCUGCCAACUCGAAGAGGCCGGCAUAUCCGUGUGCCUGAUACUCUUCGACCUGGAGGUUACGUGGCCGCCUCCGGUGACGAACUCCCGUGUUGGUGGCUAUAGCUUCCUCGGAGGAGAGGCUGAGGCGAUUCUGCUCAUCUCACGCGCCUUUGGCAAGUUCGAGUUUGCCAUGAAGGAGGCAGUGGAGCUGAAUCUUGCGAGACAGGCUUCGCAGAGCAUAGAUGUGGAUGCAUUGCGUCAGCGUGCCUUCACUGCGCUGAAUCAGAAAGGGCUGCCCGCCGAGCUGUUUGCUCAUAUA